This is a messenger RNA of Ruditapes philippinarum (Manila clam), 1169 nucleotides long. Its product is annotated as fibropellin-3-like. Bases 135 to 782 code for a protein of 215 amino acids. The transcript is spliced from 11 exons. NCBI's taxonomy places the organism in Eukaryota, Metazoa, Mollusca, Bivalvia, Venerida, Veneridae. Gene Ontology annotation, biological process: Notch signaling pathway. Gene Ontology annotation, molecular function: Notch binding; calcium ion binding. The record is from RefSeq and is a predicted model, not a curated record.
UCUACCCUGUCCUAUUUAAACAUUGGUUUGAAUUUUAUGUGUUUCACUGAUAAUUUGUUUUUGUUCACUAUUUGAUUAUUUUUAAAAUUGUGAUCAGUUACAAGGCUUGUAAUGAUAAUUCAAAUCAGUAAAAGAUGGAAUCAACAGAAUUUUUACGAAAGGAUCGUGCCCGGGGUCAAUAUUGUUGUUUGUACAUAUAUUUUGUAUUGGUUUAUUUGCUACUAUCAGGUAUUUUGUGCAACGUUUGUGCUUCUGAAGUGACAAAUACUCCUUCUUUAACCAACAAUAAAGAUGUGGUCAGUUGCUCGUCAAAGCCGUGCAAAAACGGGGGCUCGUGUGUGCAAUACACCAAUAAUGUCACGUGUAAUUGCAGAGAGGGGUUCACCGGGGAUAUGUGUGAAAUUGAUAUUGACGAGUGCCAAUCGAACCCGUGUCCUAAGAAAGCCCAAUGUGUGGAUGGCAGCAACUAUUACGCGUGCGUCUGUAAAAAAGGAUACAACGGUGAUCAUUGUGAAAACGAAAUCGACGAAUGUGCCUCAAAUCCGUGCGAGAAUAAGGGAAAAUGUGUAGACGGUAUCAACAUGUACUGGUGUGCAUGUAAAGAAGGAUUUACUGGAGAGAGAUGUGAAGAAAUCGACGAGUGUGCAUCAGAACCAUGUGAAAAUGGCGGCGUUUGUUUUGAUGGUAAAAAUAGGUAUAGAUGCGAGUGUCCAAAAGGUUUUACUGGAAAGCAAUGUGAAAAAGAAAUCGACGAAUGUGCCUCAAAUCCGUGUGAGAAUUAGGGAAAAUGUAUAGACGGUAUCAACACGUAUUGGUGUGCAUGUAAAGAAGGAUUUACUGGAGAGAGAUGUGAAGAAAUAGACGAGUGUGCAUCUGAACCAUGUGAAAAUGGCGGCAUUUGUUUUGGUGGUAAAAAUAGGUAUAGAUGCAAGUGUCGAAGAGGUUUUACUGGAAAGCGAUGUGAAGAGCUACGUACAUUUUCUGAACCUAAACACCCAGUUUAUUUUGUUGAUACAUCGCUAAUCGUCCUGUUGCCAGUAUUUUCACUUGUCAUCAUUACGUUGUUGCUAAUUGUUGCUAUAAACCUGUUUUCUAGAAGUGAGGCGGAGGAGCGCCCUCGUGAGCGUGUGUUUCGUGGGAGGUUUAGAGCCAAUUUACAUUUCGAUGAA